AUGUUGCGCAAAUUAUAUGAUGAAGAACAAAUAGAGGAAGAUAAAUUUGAAGAAGAGGAGGAAGAAGAUUCCGGUCCCAUCUACGACACCGAUGGAGAAGGGGAAUUUUGUGAAAGAAUAAAUUUCUUGGUUGAAGAGGAAUUUAUUGAAGAAAUUGAAGAAGAAACUAAUUUCGUGAUCGGAGAUGAAUUUGUUGAAGCAAUUGUGGAAGAAAUCAAUUUUGUUGAUAUGGACAAAAUUGUUGAAGAAAUUGUGAUUUUUGUUGAACAACAAAUUUCAUUCCAAGAGCUUACAACCACGAGAGCAAAUGACUAUAAGUGUCACAAAAAUUCAGGUUCUCAUAUGUUUUAUGAACAUAAUUUCUUUUCUAAAGAUCUUAAAGAAAUCCAAAUUGGAAGCUUCAUUGAUCAAGAAGGUUUAUUCGUUUUUCAUCUUCAUUUUCGUUUCAAAGUGUGGGAGAUUUUUACACUUUGGAGGCCAUGGAAUGCUUAUAUUUUGCAUUUUGAAGGCCUUGGUGAGAGGUUUGAUUUUACUAAUUAUGAUCUUAAUAAUGAUGUUUUUGUUUUGUCUUCGUUCAUUGAUCAAAAGGAGAAAAAAGACUUGUGUAUUACUUUUGAUAAAAAGUUUUGUGCAAUUAGAGAUGGAGACUUUUCAUUCAUGGCUCAAAAACAGCAAGACCAAUUAUUUUUGGAUGAUGGCAGAAUUUUGUACCCUUCAAAAGACAUUAUGAUGAUUUCCAAAAAAAUAUGUGUUCAUGGUGGUAUCAAUCAGUCACCAAAAGAGGCAUUGCGUGGCAAUUCUUAUGCCCAUUUUCUAUGUUGUCCACAAACAAAACAUAUUUUCAUUAAUUCUUCAUUCAUUGUUCAAAAACACCAAGACCAAUGGCGUGAAGUUUGUUGGGAACGAAAGAAGAAGGAUGGUAUCCAUCUUUUUACAAACCAUCUUUCUAAGAGAAAAUCUGAAGAUGCAAGUCCCAUGACAGAGGAAUUUAUUGAAGAAAUUGAAGAAGAAACUAAUUUCGUGAUCGGAGAUGAAUUUGUUGAAGCAAUUGUGGAAGAAAUCAAUUUUGUUGAUAUGGACAAAAUUGUUGAAGAAAUUGUGAUUUUUGUUGAACAACAAAUUUCAUUCCAAGAGCUUACAACCACGAGAACAAAUGACUAUAAGUGUCACAAAAAUUCAGGUUCUCAUAUCUUUUAUGAACAUAAUUUCUUUUCUAAAGAUCUUAAAGAAAUCCAAAUUGGAAGCUUCAUUGAUCAAGAAGGUUUAUUCGUUUUUCAUCUUCAUUUUCGUUUCAAAGUGUGGGAGAUUUUUACACUUUGGAGGCCAUGGAAUGCUUAUAUUUUGCAUUUUGAAGGCCUUGGUGAGAGGUUUGAUUUUACUAAUUAUGAUCUUAAUAAUGAUGUUUUUGUUUUGUCUUCGUUCAUUGAUCAAAGGAGAAAAAAAGACUUGUGUAUUACUUUUGAUAAAAAGUUUUGUGCAAUUAGAGAUGGAGACUUUUCAUUCAUGGCCUCAAAAACAGCAAGACAAUUAUUUUGGAUGAUGGCAGAAUUUUGUACCCUUCAAAAGACAUUAUGA
This is a messenger RNA of Lactuca saligna, 1575 nucleotides long. Lineage: Eukaryota; Viridiplantae; Streptophyta; Magnoliopsida; Asterales; Asteraceae. The record is from the annotation of a GenBank genome assembly.